CCGCCCGCCCCGGCCCGCCUGCAGCGCUGGUCCCGGGCGGAGCCUUAGGCGCCCUCCCGCUCGCCCGCCCCGCGCCUCAGCCCGCGAACGCCGGUGCGUCCCGAGCGCCACGGCCGCAGCAUGUUGGGCAUGAUCAAGAACGCGCUGUUUGGGAGCGUAGAGACGUGGCCUUGGCAGGUCCUGAGCAAAGGGGACAAGGAAGAAGUCUCCUACGAGGAAAGGGCCUGUGAAGGUGGACGGUUCGCCACAGUGGAAGUGACAGAUAAACCUGUGGAUGAGGCCCUACGGGAAGCGAUGCCUAAAGUCAUGAAGUAUGUGGGAGGCACCAACGAGAAGGGAAUUGGAAUGGGGAUGACCGUUCCUAUUUCCUUUGCCGUGUUCCCCAAUGAAGAUGGUUCCCUACAGAAGAAAUUAAAAGUAUGGUUCCGGAUUCCAAACCAGUUUCAGAGCAACCCACCAGUUCCCAGUGACGACAGCAUUAAGAUCGAGGAGAGGGAGAGCGUCACCGUAUAUUCCACGAAUGUGGGUGACAUGAUCAAAUCAGUUCACAUGAGACUUCAAGCAGACAGGGCUGGUGUUGAAUCAUUUGCUUUACCAGACCCAGGAUAAUGAGUUUGCACAAACAUUUCUUUUGUCUUUUAGUAUGGAAAUUUUAAAACUUAUAAAAGUAGAGAAUAAGAUAACACAGCCCUAUGUAUCCAUUGUGUAUCUUCAAUGAUAAUUAACUCAAAGCCGACUUUGUGUCAUUUGUGCGCUCAAACUUUCACCCAGCCCCUACCCUGCAUUAUUUUUAGGCAAAUCCCAGACAUGAUAUUUCAUCCAUAAAUAUUUCAGUGUGACUACUGGAGACCUUUUAAAAUUACAAUCAUUAUAUCUUACUACUCCUAAAUUUUAAAUUGCAAUUCAUUGAUGUUGUAAUACAAAAUAUCAAGUGUUCAGAUUUCUCCCAUAAUCUCAUGAUUUGUUUUCAUAGUCUGAUUCUGGGUCCAAUAAAAUCCAGAUUAUUGAUUGCUACAUCUUUAAAGCUUUCGUCAAUCUGUAGCUUUCGUCACCACCACACCUUUCAUUUUUCCUUGCCAUUUAUGGAUUUUUUGUCCUAAGGUUUCCCACAGUCUGAAUUUUGCUGAUUGCCUUUCUGUGGCAUUUUGACAUGUUCGUCCGCCCCCUGUAUUGCCUGUAAGUUAGUCAUUGGAACUAGAGGUGUGAUCAGAUUCAAAGUUGAGUUUUAGGUAAGGAUAUUUCAUAGGCAGUGUUGUGUACCUCUAUCAGGGGCUCAUAACAUUUGCCUGCCUCUGCGUGAUAUUCGUAACCACAGGUCACCAUUACCUCAAUGCCUGGUUUUAGUAGAGAUUGUAAAAUCAUAAUGUUCUCUAUUUUUUCUUUCUUCAUUUAUUAACUGGGAUACUUCAAUAAAAAGAAACUUUCCUUCCUCUGCUAUGUCAUUCCCCUGACAUAGAGUUAUAGAGGAAAAACAGGAUACCCUCUGUUUAGCUUGAUGCCCUCUCUUCAUUCCUUAACUUCCUCCAAAGGUGAGGUAGUUUUUUGAGUGUCAAUAUAAACAGGAAUUUAAAUGUAAUGC
Messenger RNA from Manis pentadactyla (Chinese pangolin), 1579 nucleotides. It is a transcript of the gene HEBP1, whose product is annotated as heme binding protein 1. The record is from RefSeq and is a predicted model, not a curated record. The transcript is spliced from 4 exons. Lineage: Eukaryota; Metazoa; Chordata; Mammalia; Pholidota; Manidae. The coding region runs from base 121 to 609 and encodes 162 amino acids.